Messenger RNA from Loa loa (African eye worm), 201 nucleotides. RefSeq lists its product as hypothetical. The coding region runs from base 1 to 201 and encodes 66 amino acids. NCBI's taxonomy places the organism in Eukaryota, Metazoa, Nematoda, Chromadorea, Rhabditida, Onchocercidae. The transcript has a single exon. The record is from RefSeq and is a predicted model, not a curated record.
AUGAGGUACAGCGUGGGUGGAACCGUCCACGCUCUUCUAAAGUUCACCUGCCAGGGCUUAAUGAGCUGGGACAUUGAAAAAGCGAAAUCCUCAAGACGUAUCUUUUGCAUAGAUGGAUGGCAUUACAAGGCGAACGAGCUCCAUCUGCCCGGGUUUGGAGUUAAAGUUGUUCCUCUCCUAGGAUGGCUGCUGGGGGACUAG